Molecule: messenger RNA, 204 nt
Organism: Brettanomyces nanus
Lineage: Eukaryota; Fungi; Ascomycota; Pichiomycetes; Pichiales; Pichiaceae
Gene: RPS28A
Product: 40S ribosomal protein S28
Exons: 2
Coding region: 1-204 (67 amino acids)
Biological process (GO): translation; maturation of SSU-rRNA; ribosomal small subunit assembly
Cellular component (GO): ribosome; cytosolic small ribosomal subunit
Molecular function (GO): structural constituent of ribosome
Source: RefSeq, a predicted model, not a curated record
AUGGAUACUAAAACUCCAGUUACUUUAGCAAAGGUUAUCAAGGUUCUCGGAAGAACCGGAUCUAGAGGUGGUGUUACUCAGGUCAGAGUUGAGUUCUUAGAUGACACAUCCAGAACUAUCGUCAGAAACGUCAAGGGCCCUGUCAGAGAGAAUGACAUCUUGUGCUUGAUGGAAUCUGAGAGAGAGGCUCGUCGUUUGCGUUAA